AUGCAUAAAACCUUUAGUAAAAAUGCAGUGCAUAAAGCCUUUAAUAAGAAUGCAGUGCAUAAAGCCUUUAGUAAGAAUGCAGUGCAUAAAGCCUUUAGUAAGAAUGCAGGACAUAAAGCCUUUAAGAAUGCAGUGCAUAAAGCCUUUAGUAAGAAUGCAGUGCAUAAAUCCUUUAGUAAGAAUGCAGUGCAUAAAGCCUUUAGUAAGAAUGCAGUGCAUGAAGCCUUUAGUAAGAAUGCAGUGCAUAAAGCCUUUAGUAAGAAUGCAGUGCAUAAAGCCUUUAGUAAGAAUGCAGUGCAUAAAGCCUUUAAAAAUGCAGUGCAUAAAGCCUUUAGUAAGAAUGCAGUGCAUGAAGCCUUUAGUAAGAAUGCAGUGCAUAAAUCCUUUAGUAAGAAUGCAGUGCAUAAAUCCUUUUGUAAGAAUGCAGUGCAUAAAGCCUUUAGUAAGAAUGCAGUGCAUAAAUCCUUUAGUAAGAAUGCAGUGCAUAAAUCCUUUAGUAAGAAUGCAGUGCAUAAAGCCUUUAGUAAGAAUGCAGGACAUAAAGCCUUUAGUAAGAAUGCAGUGCAUAAAGCCUUUAGUAAGAAUGCAGUGCAUAAAACCUUUAGUAAGAAUGCAGUGCAUAAAGCCUUUAGUAAGAAUGCAGUGCAUAAAGCCUUUAGUAAGAAUGCAGUGCAUAAAGCCUUUAGUAAGAAUGCAGGGCGUAAAGCCUUUAAUAAGAAUGCAGUGCAUAAAGCCUUUAGUAAGAAUGCAGUGCAUAAAGCCUUUAAAAAUGCAGUGCAUAAAGCCUUUAGUAAGAAUGCAGUGCAUAAAGCCUUUAGUAAGAAUGCAGUGCAUACAUCCUUUAGUAAGAAUGCAGUGCAUAAAUCCUUUAGUAAGAAUGCAGUGCAUAAAGCCUUUAGUAAGAAUGCAGUGCAUAAAUCCUUUAGUAAGAAUGCAGUGCAUAAAGCCUUUAGUAAGAAUGCAGUGCAUAAAUCCUUUAGUAAGAAUGCAGUGCAUAAAUCCUUUAGUAAGAAUGCAGUGCAUAAAGCCUUUAGUAAGAAUGCAGUGCAUAAAGCCUUUAAAAAUGCAGUGCAUAAAGCCUUUAGUAAGAAUGCAGUGCAUAAAGCCUUUAGUAAGAAUGCAGUUCAUAAAUCCUUUAGUAAGAAUGCAGUGCAUAAAUCCUUUAGUAAGAAUGCAGUGCAUAAAUCCUUUAGUAAGAAUGCAGUGCAUAAAUCCUUUAGUAAGAAUGCAGUGCAUAAAGCCUUUAGUAAGAAUGCAGUGCAUAAAUCCUUUAGUAAGAAUGCAGUGCAUAAAGCCUUUAGUAAGAAUGCAGUGCAUAAAGCCUUUAGUAAGAAUGCAGUGCAUAAAGCCUUUAAAAAUGCAGUGCAUAAAGCCUUUAGUAAGAAUGCAGUGCAUAAAGCCUUUAGUAAGAAUGCAGUGCAUAAAUCCUUUAGUAAGAAUGCAGUGCAUAAAUCCUUUAGUAAGAAUGCAGUGCAUAAAGCCUUUAGUAAGAAUGCAGUGCAUAAAUCGUUUAGUAAGAAUGCAGUGCAUAAAUCCUUUAGUAAGAAUGCAGUGCAUAAAGCCUUUAGUAAGAAUGCAGGACAUAAAGCCUUUAGUAAGAAUGCAGUGCAUAAAGCCUUUAGUAAGAAUGCAGUGCAUAAAACCUUUAGUAAGAAUGUAGUGCAUAAAGCCUUUAGUAAGAAUGCAGUGCAUAAAACCUUUAGUAAGAAUGCAGUGCAUAAAGCCUUUAGUAAGAAUGCAGUGCAUAAAGCCUUUAGUAAGAAUGCAGUGCAUAAAGCCUUUAGUAAGAAUGCAGUGCGUAAAGCCUUUAGUAAGAAUGCAGUGCGUAAAGCCUUUAGUAAGAAUGCAGUGCGUAAAGCCUUUAGUAAGAAUGCAGUGCAUAAAGCCUUUAGUAAGAAUGCAGUGCAUAAAGCCUUCAGUAAGAAUGCAGUGCAUAAAGCCUUUAGUAAGAAUGCAGGACAUAAAGCCUUUAAGAAUGCAGUGCAUAAAGCCUUUAGUGAGAAUGCAGUGCAUAAAUCCUUUAGUAAGAAUGCAGUGCAUAAAGCCUUUAGUAAGAAUGCAGUGCAUAAAGCCUUUAGUAAGAAUGCAGUGCAUAAAGCCUUUAAAAAUGCAGUGCAUAAAGCCUUUAGUAAGAAUGCAGUGCAUAAAGCCUUUAGUAAGAAUGCAGUUCAUAAAUCCUUUAGUAAGAAUGCAGUGCAUAAAUCCUUUAGUAAGAAUGCAGUGCAUAAAUCCUUUAGUAAGAAUGCAGUGCAUAAAUCCUUUAGUAAGAAUGCAGUGCAUAAAGCCUUUAGUAAGAAUGCAGUGCAUAAAUCCUUUAGUAAGAAUGCAGUGCAUAAAGCCUUUAGUAAGAAUGCAGUGCAUAAAGCCUUUAGUAAGAAUGCAGUGCAUAAAGCCAUUUUUACAUUUUUUACAUUUUUAGUCAUUUAGCAGACGCUCUUAUCCAGAGCGACUUACAGUUAGUGAAUACAUUUUUUUUAUUUUUUAUACUGUCCCCCGUGGGAAUCGAACCCACAACCCUGGCGUUGCAAACGCCAUGCUCUAUCAACUGAGCUACAUCCCUGCCGGCCAUUCCCUCCCCUACCCUGGACGACACUGGGCCAAUUGUGCGCCGCCCAUGAGUCUCCCGGUCGCGGCCGGCUGCGACAGAGCCUGGAUUCGAACCAGGAUCUAGUGGCACAGUUAGCACUGCGAUGCAGUGCCUUAGACCACUGCGCCACUCAAGCCUUUAAAAAUGCAGUGCAUAAAGCCUUUAGUAAGAAUGCAGUGCAUAAAGCCUUUAGUAAGAAUGCAGUGCAUAAAUCCUUUAGUAAGAAUGCAGCGCAUAAAUCCUUUAGUAAGAAUGCAGUGCAUAAAGCCUUUAGUAAGAAUGCAGUGCAUAAAUCGUUUAGUAAGAAUGCAGUGCAUAAAUCCUUUAGUAAGAAUGCAGUGCAUAAAGCCUUUAGUAAGAAUGCAGGACAUAAAGCCUUUAGUAAGAAUGCAGUGCAUAAAGCCUUUAGUAAGAAUGCAGUGCAUAAAACCUUUAGUAAGAAUGCAGUGCAUAAAGCCUUUAGUAAGAAUGCAGUGCAUAAAACCUUUAGUAAGAAUGCAGUGCAUAAAGCCUUUAGUAAGAAUGUAGUGCAUAAAGCCUUUAGUAAGAAUGCAGUGCAUAAAGCCUUUAGUAAGAAUGCAGUGCGUAAAGCCUUUAGUAAGAAUGCAGUGCGUAAAGCCUUUAGUAAGAAUGCAGGACAUAAAGCCUUUAGUAAGAAUGCAGGGUGUAAAGCCUUUAGUAAGAAUGCAGGGUGUAAAGCCUUUAGUAAGAAUGCAGUGCAUAAAGCCUUUAAGAAUGCAGUGCAUAAAGCCUUUAGUAAGAAUGCAGUGCAUAAAGCCUUUAGUAAGAAUGCAGUGCAUAAAGCCUUUAGUAAGAAUGCAGUGCAUAAAGCCUUUAGUAAGAAUGCAGUGCAUAAAUCCUUUAGUAAGAAUGCAGUGCAUAAAGCCUUUAGUAAGAAUGCAGUGCAUAAAUCCUUUAGUAAGAAUGCAGUGCAUAAAGCCUUUAGUAAGAAUGCAGUGCAUAAAGCCUUUAGUAAGAAUGCAGUGCAUAAAGCCUUUAAAAAUGCAGUGCAUAAAGCCUUUAGUAAGAAUGCAGUGCAUAAAGCCUUUAGUAAGAAUGCAGUUCAUAAAUCAUUUAGUAAGAAUGCAGUGCAUAAAUCCUUUAGUAAGAAUGCAGUGCAUAAAUCCUUUAGUAAGAAUGCAGUGCAUAAAUCCUUUAGUAAGAAUGCAGUGCAUAAAGCCUUUAGUAAGAAUGCAGUGCAUAAAUCCUUUAGUAAGAAUGCAGUGCAUAAAGCCUUUAGUAAGAAUGCAGUGCAUAAAGCCUUUAGUAAGAAUGCAGUGCAUAAAGCCUUUAAAAAUGCAGUGCAUAAAGCCUUUAGUAAGAAUGCAGUGCAUAAAGCCUUUAGUAAGAAUGCAGUGCAUAAAUCCUUUAGUAAGAAUGCAGUGCAUAAAUCCUUUAGUAAGAAUGCAGUGCAUAAAGCCUUUAGUAAGAAUGCAGUGCAUAAAUCGUUUAGUAAGAAUGCAGUGCAUAAAUCCUUUAGUAAGAAUGCAGUGCAUAAAGCCUUUAGUAAGAAUGCAGGACAUAAAGCCUUUAGUAAGAAUGCAGUGCAUAAAGCCUUUAGUAAGAAUGCAGUGCAUAAAACCUUUAGUAAGAAUGCAGUGCAUAAAGCCUUUAGUAAGAAUGCAGUGCAUAAAACCUUUAGUAAGAAUGCAGUGCAUAAAGCCUUUAGUAAGAAUGCAGUGCAUAAAGCCUUUAGUAAGAAUGCAGUGCAUAAAGCCUUUAGUAAGAAUGCAGUGCGUAAAGCCUUUAGUAAGAAUGCAGUGCGUAAAGCCUUUAGUAAGAAUGCAGUGCGUAAAGCCUUUAGUAAGAAUGCAGUGCAUAAAGCCUUUAGUAAGAAUGCAGUGCAUAAAGCCUUCAGUAAGAAUGCAGUGCAUAAAGCCUUUAGUAAGAAUGCAGGACAUAA
Messenger RNA from Coregonus sp. 'balchen', 4490 nucleotides. The record is from the annotation of a GenBank genome assembly. Lineage: Eukaryota; Metazoa; Chordata; Actinopteri; Salmoniformes; Salmonidae.